UUCUAUGGCUUAUGUAUCUAGUAUGCCUAACGGAUUCAGUCCAAAAAUAACUAUAUACUCAUUUAUUAACAUAUCUCGUUAUUUAAUCACCUCCAUUUCCCUACACCUGACAUUAUUUGCUAACCCACAGUUCAAUCUCACAAACUAUGUUCUCAGUUUAUACUUCUAUUGAAUUGCAAACAUACACACUCAAUUUUUUAAAAACUUACCAUCUUUCGGUUUAUGAAUCUGACCCUGUAGCUAAAAAUAUAUCUGCAAACACAAAAGGAUUGAUGAGUAAUGACAUUUUUCGCAGCAUCCGCUUCGGGUACAUGCAUAUUGAAUAACAAUAUUACCAACAAUAACGUGUAAUUUUGCACAAUAUUUUAUAUGACGUUACGAGAGAAAUUCGAGGUGCUGAUGGAGCAUCGACGUGCACUGUAAAAGCAAAUGCUUAUUGCCCGCAGGCGAAGAUGUCUUUUAAUGAAAUGGUACUAGCGGAAGACUUCUGCAAGAUUUACUGGAGCUAUGAACCAUGUUUAGACAUGAUCGACGAUUACUGUGCUGGAUAUUUUGAUUACUACUUCAGGAACAGGUGUCCGAAGUUAUCUGAAAAGAAUUCUGGCAACCAAAAUGAAAAGUUAUCUGAAAAGAAUUCUGGCAACCAAAAUGAAGUGAUAUUGGUAAAUGUGUUGAUUACUGCAAGUUUAAUUACGUUAAUUCAGUGUAUGUAAAUAUAUAUAUAAAUUGGGUUGGUGCAUAAUUAUUGCAGCUUGCUUUCAAUAAAGACCAUAUCAACAUUUAAGAAAGAAACAUCUUUAAAUAACGUUCUGACCGUCUGCCAAGCAAAUGGGGAGCAGUAAUCGAAGUAAAUGGUGAAUAUGCUCCGAAUAAUCAUUUAAAGAUGUAUUUUGUUGCAUAUUGUUAUUGUUUUUGUUGAAUAAAAUUUGUUGAAUAAAAGUCGCAAUAAAUGUCCUAUAAUAUAUAAAUGUAUAUAUAUACUUUAUUAAUAAAGCUGUGUCAUCAAGAAAAGUGUUACUCAGAGUUUCACAUUCCUGUUCAACAGGAAGUUAAAACUCUGAGUAACAGUUUUUGCGAUGACUUUGAAAAUAUUUUCUUAAAGCAUAUUACCCUA
Messenger RNA from Octopus bimaculoides (California two-spot octopus), 1114 nucleotides. RefSeq lists its product as uncharacterized. The record is from RefSeq and is a predicted model, not a curated record. NCBI's taxonomy places the organism in Eukaryota, Metazoa, Mollusca, Cephalopoda, Octopoda, Octopodidae.